Messenger RNA from Plasmopara halstedii, 1287 nucleotides. Its product is annotated as WD40 repeat-containing protein. The transcript is spliced from 3 exons. The coding region runs from base 1 to 1287 and encodes 428 amino acids. Gene Ontology annotation, molecular function: protein binding. Lineage: Eukaryota; Oomycota; Peronosporomycetes; Peronosporales; Peronosporaceae. The record is from RefSeq and is a predicted model, not a curated record.
AUGGAGCUGAAGGCCGAAAACUUAAGACUAAACAAGGCUCUGCAAGAUCUCCAACAGCGCUAUGAUCAUUUGGAUGCGUCGACUACGAAGCAAAUUCAGAAUUUAAUCGACGAGAACGAAAUGCUGGCGGAGGCCAAUCGAUUAUUACUUGAAAAACAGGCGCAGAAUUCCCCGAAAUCAUCUGAAGACGCAUUCGAUUUCUGUCAAGUGCCAGACGAGCUACUGCUGCCCGGUCCAGCGCUGAAAAUACAUCCAUUGAUUGCACUUGAGAAUAUACAUUCGUUUGGAAAUCUACUGAGUGUCAGUACACAUGCAUCAAGGCCUGAGAUUGUCAUCACGGGUGGAGCAGACAAGUCUAUCUGUGUGCACGACUGGAAAACGGGUCAGAGACUUUGCAUGGUGGAAACUAGCGCCCCAGUGCUGGCCCUAGCUUUUAAUCCGAAGCCAGAGUUAGCUGAUUACUUUGUGGCUGCAGGAAUGGAUGCAAAGCACGCAGUGUAUAAACUCGAACAGCACGAAGAACAGUGGAUUGUACGGUUGGUAUGCGAGUUUCAUGAUCAUAAUCGACAAGGCGCAUUUAAACUUGCCUGGAGUGCUAGUGGAUUACUUUUUGGUACUGGCUCAAGUGAUAAAUCGCUGAAUAUCUAUCAGUGCUCGCAACUAGGGGGUCCAGGAGAGUAUGUAGAGAAAAUCAAGUCAUUUUACUUUAAUGGAACCGUAGAGGCCAUGGUGUUCGCUCCGACGAUCGGAUUAGAAAGCAAUGUUGCAGAUGUCCACGAGCUACUAGUGGUCGCUGUGAGGGAUGACUGUUACGUGCAUUAUAUCGACUGUUCUACUUUUGAAAAAGAGAGAGUAAACAUGAAUCCAGACGGCAUUGAGCACGUCUCGUAUACGAUCAUGGACCUCAAUCUGUCGCCGAGUGGCAAAUUUCUUUUAGCAGCCACGGAUUCCAAUCGCAAUUUUAUCUUCACUAUCAAGCAGAAUGUGAUUCUGAGAAAUUUUUACGGACACAAGGCUGGGCCUUAUAGCCAGCCUCGCGCUGUCUGGCAUCCAUCGGAAAAGUACAUUAUUUCUAAUACUGAAGAUAACGGCAGCAUCUAUGUGUGGUCUAUUGCGUCUGAACAAGUUGUGGAGACACUGGAUGCCCAUGAGGCGUUGGUGCGAGACCUAACAUGUCCAGCACCUGGCUCUCCUGCAACAUCGGCGAUGCUCGUAACAGUGUCGUAUGACAAGCGCUUGAAAGUUUGGGAUAUGUGUCACGCAGAGUCUAGUAUCAAGAUACUGUAA